GGCUCAGUUGGCGUUUGGAAAAGUUGGCGAGGUGCGUUCCCGUCAAGCUCGUUCGGUGUGGUUUGGCGCAGCCCUCAGGCACACCGCGGUACUGCAUGUGCCAAGACGACGUGGGGGACGACGACGACGUCAUGCUGAGCAGUUUUCAUUUUCAUGCUCAUGACGUGCCAAUGCUAUGUCAUGCUAACCUUUGCUACUGCCAUUUCUUCACCUUAAUUUAAUGAGAUCAGGACCUCUUUGCCAAGAGUGACAGGGGAGAAUAAACGGUGUUUGAGGCACAAUGACAACACAACAACAAACAAUUGAACAUUUCAAACGAGCUCAAGCUGGUGCUCCCGACGCAUAGAACGGAAAACUUGAGAGAGUUACCAGUUACAAGGGCACAAAUAAGGCAGACGGAAUUGGCAUCGGCCGACGGAGGCGAGUGUCGCAAUGGCGGUUGAGGAGACGAGAGACGGCCGGUGGCAAAUGUCGGCGCGGAAGGAAAAAUGGCGAAAAAAGUCCGGGGAACGGAGACAUUUGGAUGACGCACUCGAAUGGAGCGCAUCCCCCUCGUCGACAAUGAGCGAGAAGAUGGACAAAUGUGGGCGCCUGCGUCUGGAGACGGUGGACGACCUGUUCAAUAUCCUGCAGCUGAGGAAGCGGAGGCGGGAGAGGAAGGCGCCCGUCUACAAGAAAACGCGCGCUGCGCCCGCCGAGAUGCUGCCCGACACGGUGGAGGCGCCUCUCUUCUUUGCCGCCGCCGUGGACGACAAGAUGGCCGUCGUGCACAAGUACCUGAACGAGGGAGGAAACCCCGACGCUGUCGAUCAUUUCCAGAGGACCGCCCUCCACAAGGCGUCCUUCAAAGGUCACGUGGAAGUCAUGACCGCGCUGCUGGACGCCGGCGCCGCCAUCGACUGGAAGGACAAACUGGAGUCGACGGCGGUCCACUGGGCCUGCAGAGGCGGGAACCUUCCCGCCCUUCAGCUCCUCCUCCAGCGCGGCGCCAAGAUCACCGCCAGAGACAAGCUGCACAGUUGCCCUCUGCACGUGGCCGUGAGGACGGGACAUCUCGAGUGUGCCGAGUAUCUCAUUCACUGCGGCGCCGACGUCAACGCCAAAGACAGGGAUGGCGACACUUGCAUGCACGACGCCGUGAGGAUCAACCGCUUCAAGAUGAUCAAGCUGCUCAUGAUGUACGGUGCCAGCCUCAACGUCAAGAACUGCGAUGGGAAGACGCCGAUGGAGACUCUGUACUCGUGGCAGAACGGCGCCAAGAGCCUGCUGUUCCACUUCAGCGAGGAGAAGGCGGAGCUUAACGAGAAGAUGAUUUGACGUCAUCAAUGACAUCCUCAUCGCCAUCGUAUGUUGUUUUUGCCUCCUCCUGGUGGCUGAUUGUUGACAUCGCCGCUUUGAUGCCAUCAUCCCAGGUUGAAAAAGCAACCCCGUGACUUUUUCAUCAAAUGUUGCUGGACGACAUUUUGGGGUUAGAGACGCUUUUUUUUUUUUUUUUUUUUUUCCCCCCCCAUUUUCCCUGUUUUUGAUGAUAAACAAACACUGACAACUUGUACUAACUUUAUUGCUGUUUUAUUCAACUUGGAACUAGCGUGCGUCCCCUCGUGAUGACGCCACUGGGCCAGCUAGUAAUAUAACAAUGUUUCAUUUAUUUGAUAUUGGAUUGACGGGUGUGAGACAUGAGGAAGUUGAGGAGGGUUUACAGGACGUGGCAAGAAUGCGAUCGAUGUGUGUUCAUGAAAGCUGUCAAUAAAGUUGCUUUAAUUCCAA
Phycodurus eques (leafy seadragon) is the source of this 1767-nucleotide messenger RNA. Its product is annotated as ankyrin repeat domain-containing protein 1-like. Gene Ontology annotation, biological process: regulation of transcription by RNA polymerase II. Gene Ontology annotation, molecular function: RNA polymerase II-specific DNA-binding transcription factor binding. NCBI's taxonomy places the organism in Eukaryota, Metazoa, Chordata, Actinopteri, Syngnathiformes, Syngnathidae. The record is from RefSeq and is a predicted model, not a curated record. The transcript has 8 exons. Bases 433 to 1317 code for a protein of 294 amino acids. Gene Ontology annotation, cellular component: nucleus.